Molecule: messenger RNA, 213 nt
Organism: Malassezia globosa CBS 7966
Lineage: Eukaryota; Fungi; Basidiomycota; Malasseziomycetes; Malasseziales; Malasseziaceae
Exons: 3
Coding region: 1-213 (70 amino acids)
Source: RefSeq, a predicted model, not a curated record
AUGAUCCAUGCGAAUCCCAAUGGCGCCACGGCUGGCUUUGCGUAUUUCUGCAACGCUGUCGUACGCUGGACCAAGCCUAGCGAGCGCCUCAACAAUGAAUUCCAAAAGAUCUUGUAUGGUUUCCGAGAAAUGAGCGGUGACAAGUGGGAAUCACAUAAGGCCCAAUUCCCCGUGAUUAUUCGUCAGCGUCUGGAAGAGCGCUAUGGUCUCUAA